CCCCGGCCCCGGCAGCUCCACCUGCAAACCCAGACCAGCCUAGACCUGAGGGGCAGGACGAUGCUCCUCCUCCACCGAUAGUGAUCAACACAUACGCCGACCAGCAGCUCAGACUCUGCGCCAAACGAAUGAAAGAGCGCCUCGUCCUGUACAAGGAGAAGGUGGUGGACCAGCACGCCUCAUCGCCUGAGAUCACCCCUCCUGUCACUCCGUUGCUCCCCAAAGACGAAUACGCACAGGUGAUAGAAGAGCGAGCUCGGCAGGCCGAGGAGAACCGGAUCAAAAAGGAGGAGGCAGACAAGAAGAGAAAAGAAGAGCAGGAGAAGAAGAAGAAGGAAGCCGAGCAGAAGAAGAAGGAGGAGGAGGAGAAACGGAAAGAGGAGGAAAAGAAAGUGAAGGUUCCCGUCAAGGCCAGGAUGAUCGCAGCCUGGUGGUCUGUGGUGGACCUGAUGUUGAAGCCCAUCGAGGUCCCCAUGGAUUCCAUGCUGGGGCCCACCAUCGACCCCUUCACGGAUCGUCGCUACAUCGCCUGGCUGAGUUUGGUGACGGUGGCCUUCAACUACAACAUGUGGUUCGUCACGGCCCGGAUGUGCUUCCCGUACCACACCGAGACCUCCGUCCCAAUCUGGUUCGGCUUGGACAUCCUGGCAGAUCUGGUCUACCUGAUGGACUCCAUCAUGUUUCAGCCUCGCAAGCAGUUCGUCAAAGGAGGAGACAUCAUAAAAGACCGUGGAAUGACAACAAAACACUACAGAGCAUCUGAGAGAUUUGUGUUGGACAUAGUGUCGGUUCUACCGUUAGACUUGCUAUACCUGCAGUUUGGGUUCAAAUCCCUUUUCAGGCUCAAUCGGAUUCUGAAGGUAGACACAUUUUUUGAGUUCAGUGAUCGUUUGGAGAGCAUCUUGGCCAAGGCGUACAUCUGGAGAGUGAUUCGAACCAUCGGUUACCUCCUCUUCAUGCUCCACCUCAACGCCUGYUUUUACUAUGUGGCAUCAGAAUAUCAGGGCAUCGGGAAGACCAAGUGGGUCUACUCGGGCCAGGGCAGUGCGUACCUGCGCUGCUACUAYUUUGCUGUCCGCAGUCUGAUCAACAUCGGGGGUCUUAGCGAACCCCACACCGUCUUCGAGAUCAGCUUCCAGAUGACAAACUUUUUCAUUGGGGUCUUUGUGUUCUCCAGUCUGAUUGGACAGAUGAGGGAUGUCAUUGGAGCAGCCACGGCGGGACAGACCUACUUCCGUACCUCCAUGGACAACACAGUGGCCUACAUGGUGACCAAUCACAUUCCCCACAUGGUUCAGAACAGAGUUCGCACCUGGUACACCUACACGUGGGACGCCCAGGGCAUGCUGGAUGAGUCUGAGCUGCUGGAUAAGAUGCCUCUUGUAAUGAGGACCGCCAUUGCCGUGGACAUCAACCUGGCAACGUUUCAGAAGAUUGAUCUUUUUAAGGGCUGUGACCAGCAGAUGUUGGUGGAUAUGUURCUGAGGCUUAAGUCCAUCAUUUACCUGCCUGGGGACUUUGUUGUGAAAAAGGGAGACAUCGGCAAGGAGAUGUAUAUCAUUAAGGGCGGAGCGGUCCAGGUGGUGGGAGGACCUGACAACAGCAUCGUGUUCGUGACACUGAAGGCCGGCUGUGUGUUCGGAGAAAUCAGUUUGUUACAGUCGUCUAAAGACGGUGGGAACAGACGGACAGCGAAUGUUAAAGCCUACGGUUUUGCCAACCUGUUUGUCCUGGAGAAGAAAGACUUGUUUGACAUUCUGGUCCACUACCCAGAGUCCCAGAAAGUGUUGGCUCGGAAGGGCAAAAAACUAAUGAAGGCCAAAGGCCCRGCUGCAGCCAAAGUGGAGGAGGAAAAGAAGAAAGGACUGGCACUGUUCGGACCCAAACCACCWACACCAAAACUGCUACGGGCCUUCGGAGGAACCAAUUUUUUGGAAAAACUCAAGGAGGAGCCGCCGCCUGAAAAUAAGGAUGAAAAGGUAGAAGAGCCGAAGUCAGGAGGGGAGGAGGAGAAAGAUGAGCCGAAGACAGCCGAUGAGAGCAAGAAGGAUGAAGCAAAACCAGGAAGCUCCUCCUGCUCCAGCCGAAGCUCCUCCUGCUCCAGCCGAAGCUCCUCCUGCUCCAGCCGAAGCUCCUCCUGCUCCAACCAAUCCAGAAGAAGAUGGAGGCCACGAAGCUGCUCCUCCAGCUGUUGUCUUCUCUCACUACACUGACGACGUUCUGAGAAGUGUCAUCAGGAGGCUGAGGGAGAGAAACGAGUCGCUCCGAGAGAAAUCCAUCGACCCGUACGCCACGUCUCCUGACAUCACACCGCCUGUCACACCAGUUUUGAAGAAGGAGGACUACGUCAGGCUGAAGGAGGAGGAGCGCAGAGCUAAAGAGGAGGAGGACAGGAGGAGAGCAGAGGAAGCUGCUAAAAAGGCAGAGGAGAAGAAGAAGAAGGAUGAAGAGAAGCGUUUGGAGGCGGAACAGAAAGCUGAGGAGGAGAGGAUGGCUGAGGAGGCAAGGAGGAAAUCCAGGAUCCUCCCGGACUUCAGCKGCUACUUCCUCGACCUCCUCCUCCUCCCCAUCGAGGAGAAGAUGGACUCUGUUCUGGGAAGCACCAUCGAUCCUUUCACAGACCGUCGGUACAUCGCCUGGUUGACCGUCGUCGCCGUGGCGUACAACUACAACGUUUGGUUCUGCCCGGCCCGGCUGGCCUUCCCGUGCCACGGCAGAACCGCCAACCCGUUCUGGAUCUUCUUYGACGCCCUCAGCGAUGCGGUGAACGUGGUGGACAUGGUCAUCUGGCAGCCGCGGCUCCAGUUCGUCAAAGGUGGUGACAUCAUCAAAGACAGAGCUCUGACUAAAGCUCAUUAUCGUAAAUCCUACAGAUUCAAGACGGAUCUGCUCAGCAUCAUCCCCUUUGAUCUCCUCAGUCUGAACUUCGGCUUCUCCUCCGUGUACCGGCUGAACCGCUUCGUCAGGUUUGAGUCGUUCUUCGAGUUCAGCGACCGGCUGGAGAGCGUCAUGGACAAAGCGUACAUCUGGAGAGUGGCCCGGACCACAGGGUACCUGCUCUACAUUCUGCACCUUAACGCCUGCGCCUACUACGUGGCCUCGGUGUUCCAGGGCCUGGCCUCGACCACGUGGGUCUACRACGGGAGGGGAACAGCUUACCUGCGCUGUUAUUACUUCGCAGUCCGUAGUCUCAUCAACAUCGGCGGCCUUCCAGAACCUGUGACUCUCUUCGAGAUCAUGUUUCAGAUGACGAACUUCUUUGUCGGUGUCUUCGUGUUCUCCAGUUUGAUUGGACAGAUGAGAGACGUCAUCGGAGCAGCGACGGCAGCUCAGACGUACUUCAGGGCAUCGAUGGACGGGUGCGUUGCCUACAUGAACACCUACACGAUCCCAAAGCUGGUCCAGAACAGGGUUCGGACCUGGUACAACUACACCUGGGCUUCUCAGGGGAUGUUGGAUGAGUCUGAGCUCCUGGACAAGAUGCCUCUGGUGAUGAGGAUCGCCAUCGCUGUGGACAUCAACCUGGCCACGUUCCAGAAGAUUGCACUUUUUCAGGGCUGUGACCAGCAGAUGUUGGUGGACAUGUUACUCAGACUGAAGUCCAUCAUUUAUCUACCUGGAGACUUCGUCGUAAAAAAGGGAGACAUCGGUAAGGAGAUGUACAUCAUCAAAAGUGGAGCGGUCCAGGUGGUGGGAGGACCUGACAACAGCAUCGUGUUCGUGACCCUGAAGGCCGGCUGCGUGUUCGGAGAAAUCAGUUUACUGCAGUCGGCUAAGGACGGAGGGAACAGGCGCACAGCUAACGUGCGAGYGUACGGCUUCGCCAACCUCUUCGUUCUGGAAAAGAAGGACCUGUUCGACAUCCUCGUCCACUACCCGGAGUCCCAGAAGGUCCUGGCCAAGAAGGGCAGGCAGCUGAUGAAAUCCAAAGCUGCGACGGGAGCUCCGGCCAAAGAGGAGAAGCAGAAAGGUCUCGCUCUGUUUGGACAAAAACCACCGACGCCGAAGCUCCUCAGAGCCUUCGGCAACCUCCGUAAAGGAGGCCUCCUGGACAAACUGAAGGUAWAAGUCCUCGCUGACGUCAGGUCCAGCUCAGAACCGUUGGUGAAAUCUUCUCUUCUGUUCACAGAAAGGAGCGGAGGAGGCCAACUAGCAGCUCUGACCAAACUGGGGAGUAUGUUUUUAUUUUCAGUGCAGCUCAGAGAACARAAACAAAAGAAGCUUGUUGUAACACCUGAGCAGACAGCUGCACACUUACAUAGUUCGUAAAUAAAAUCAUUAUUGCA
This is a messenger RNA of Austrofundulus limnaeus, 4286 nucleotides long. RefSeq names its product cyclic nucleotide gated channel subunit beta 3, tandem duplicate 1 (gene cngb3.1). Gene Ontology annotation, molecular function: protein-containing complex binding; intracellularly cAMP-activated cation channel activity; cGMP binding. The record is from RefSeq and is a predicted model, not a curated record. Lineage: Eukaryota; Metazoa; Chordata; Actinopteri; Cyprinodontiformes; Rivulidae. Gene Ontology annotation, cellular component: intracellular cyclic nucleotide activated cation channel complex; plasma membrane; photoreceptor outer segment. Gene Ontology annotation, biological process: monoatomic cation transmembrane transport.